AUGAGGGUAGCUGUUUGUGGUACUGUUGGUUCUGGCAAGUCGAGCUUGCUUUCCUCUAGUUUGGGAGAAUUACACAAGAUCUCUGGGACACUUAAGUUGUGUGGGACAAAGGCCUAUGUUUCUCAGUCACCUUGGAUACAGAGUGCUAUGAUAGAAGAGAACAUAUUGUUUGGUAAGGAGAUGGAUAGAGAAAGGUAUGAGAAGGUACUUGAAGCAUGUUCCUUGAAGAAGGACCUGGAAAUUCUCUCGUUCGGUGAUCAAACAGUUAUUGGUGAGAGGGGUAUCAACUUGAGUGGUGGACAAAAGCAAAGAAUACAGAUAGCACUUGCUCUCUACCAUGAUGCCCAAAUCUAUCUAUUUGAUGACCCUUUCAGUUCUGUGGAUGCUCAUACUGGAUCUCAUUUGUUUAAAGAAGUUUUGCUUGGUCUUUUAAGUUCAAAAACUGUUAUUUAUGUUACUCAUCAGGUUGAGUUCUUAUCCGCUGCUGAUUUAAUCUUGGUCACGAAAGGUGGCAGGAUCGUACAAGCUGGAAAGUAUGAUGACAUUCUGAAUUCAGGAUCUGAUUUUAUGAAGGAAGGAAAUAAUGAUUCACAAAUCGGUGAAGCAGGUGAGGUAGCCAAGGCACAAGCACAACUCAUUCCAGAAGAAGAGAGAGAGAAAGGCAGUGCUGGGUUUCCAAUCUAUUGGAAGUAUGUCACAACGGCAUAUGGAGGAGUUCUGGUGCCCUUUAUAUUACUUUCGCAACUUCUCUUUCAGAUCCUUCAAAUUGGUAGCACCUAUUGGAUGGCAUGGGCAACUCCUGUUUCAAUGGACGCGAAACCCGCUGUUUCUAAUGAUCAAAAUGCGCUAGACAUGGAAAUUCCGAAUCAAGUUGGGGACCUUGCCCUCGAAGCAAUCGAGCUUCUGGGAAUCGUUGCAGUGAUGUCUCAGGUGGCGUGGCAAGUUUUUAUAGUUUCCAUCCCUGUGAUUGCUGCCUGCGUCUGGCAUCAGCAUGGUCUUGCAACCAUUCUUUCAAACUCAUCUUCCAUGAUGCAUUCGCCAGGUUCUAACAUGGAUUUUCUUCUUAAAUCCGUUUUCCUACGUGGGUUUUCUGGAUCAUUACACUUAGCUUUGUUACUUGCUUUAUUUGUUUCAUUUGUUUGUAAGAAACUCAGGGUGGGUGAUGGGGAGGGUUCUAAAGAAAGGUUAAAGAUGAAGAACGGGUUUUUGUUGUAUAAACAGACUUUGUUGUGUUGUUUAGGUGUCUCAUUGUUUAAUCUCAUCUUGUUUUUGUUGAGCUACUUCUAUUCAUAUAGAAAUGGCUGGUCUGAUGAUAAAGUAGUGACCGUUUUGGAUUUAGUGCUCAGAACACUCUCUUGGGGUGCACUUUUUGUUUAUUUGUAUACCCAAUUCUUCAAUUCAGGUGAAAAAGUGUUCCCUUCGUUAUUGAGAGUUUGGUGGGGUUUCUAUUUGGCAAUUUCUUGUCAUUGCUUUGUUGUAGAUCUUUUCUUUCAUCACAAACAUGGGUCUUUGGAGAUAGAGUACUAUGUAGUAUCUGAUGUAGUCUCUGUGUUUACGGGUUUGUUUCUUUGUUAUGUUGGGUUUUCGAGAAGUGAGAUUCAAGAUGUACUUGAAGAACACCUCUUGAGUGGUGAUUCUAGUUCAAUUAAUAAUUUGGAGACAAGUAAGUCUAGAGGGGGAGAUACGGUGACUCCUUAUGGAAAUGCUAAUCUUUUCAGUAUUCUCACCUUCUCUUGGAUGAAUUCUCUAAUUGCUGCUGGCAAUGAGAAAAUUUUAGACCUUGAAGAUGUUCCUCAACUUCACAGUGUUGAUAGUGUGGUUGAAGCUUUUCCAGUUUUUAAAAAUAAGCUGGAGUCCGAUUGUGGUACUGCUAGUAGAUUUACUGUGUUCAAGCUUGCAAAAGCAUUGUUCUUGUCAGCUUGGAAACAAAUUCUAUGGACGGCUUUAUUGGCGUUGAUACACACGUUAGGUUCUUACGUUGGUCCUUACCUUAUCGAUGCUUUUGUUCAAUGCCUUGAUGGCCGAGGGGAAUUUAAGAACCAAGGUUAUAUUUUGGUUUCCAUCUUUUUGGUUGCAAAGCUUGCAGAGUGCCUCUCGCAGAAGCAUUUGCUCUUCAAGAUGCAGCAAAUGGGAACGAGGCUUCGUGCAGUAACAACCACGAUGAUUUACAACAAGAGUUUGACCCUUUCCUGUCAAUCAAAGCAGGGGCGUUCUAGUGGAGAAAUCAUCAAUAUUAUGACUAUUGAUGCGAAUAGACUUAGCACCGUUAGUUGGUACGUGCAUGACCCAUGGUUGGUCAUCUUGCAAGUUAGUUUGGCCUUGCUGAUCCUGUACAAAAAUCUGGGACUUGGGUCUGUUGCUGGUUUUGUCACCACAGUAAUUGUCAUGUUGUUAAAUUACCCUUUCGGGAGAUUGGAGGAGAAGUUUCAAGGCAAGUUAAUGGAAUCAAAAGAUAAACGAAUGAAGGCGACCACAGAGAUUUUGAAGAAUAUGAAAAUUCUUAAGCUUCAGGGAUGGGAAAUGAAGUUUUUGUCUAAGAUUGUUGAACUCAGGGAAGUAGAGACUCAAUGGUUGAAGAAAUAUUUCUAUACUUCACUAAUGAUCACUUUUAUCUUAUUUGGUGCUCCUAAUCUUGUGGCUGUGGCCACCUUUCUUACUUCUAUGCUUAUGGGUGUCCCGCUUGAAUCAGGGAAGGUCAUAUCUGCACUUGCAACAUUCGAGAUUCUUCAAGUUCCAAUCUAUAAACUUCCUGAUACAGUUUCUAAGCUAAUUCAGACAAAGGUUUCUCUUGACAGAAUUGCAUCUUUCCUUGCUCUUGAUGACUUGCGGCCAGAUGUUAUAGAGAAGCUUCCAGUAGGUAGUUCUGAUGCAGCAAUUGAGAUUGUUGAUGGAAAUUUCUCAUGGGAUUUGUCUUCACCAAAUGCAACAUUGAAAGAUGUAAACUUCAAAGCGUACCAUGGUAUGAGAGUAGCUGUUUGUGGUGCUGUUGGUUCAGGCAAGUCAAGCUUACUAUCCUCCAUUUUGGGGGAAUUACCCAAGAUCUCUGGGACACUUAAGUUGUGUGGGACAAAGGCCUAUGUUGCUCAGUCACCUUGGAUACAGAGUGGUACUAUAGAAGAGAACAUCUUGUUUGGUAAGGACAUGGACAGAGAAAGGUAUGAGAAGGUACUUGAAGCAUGUUCCCUGAAGAAGGACCUGGAAAUCCUCUCAUUCGGUGAUCAAACAGUUAUUGGUGAGAGGGGUAUCAACUUGAGUGGUGGACAAAAGCAAAGAAUACAGAUAGCACGUGCUCUCUACCAAGAUGCCCAAAUCUAUCUAUUUGAUGACCCUUUCAGUGCUGUGGAUGCUCAUACUGGAUCUCAUUUGUUUAAAGUAAACUAUCCCAUCUUCCCUAGUACCAUUGCUUGCUUUCUGCUUGGCCUCUUAAGUUCGAAAACUGUUAUUUAUGUUACUCAUCAGGUUGAGUUCUUAUCCACUGCUGAUCUAAUCUUGGUCAUGAAAGAUGGAAGGAUCGCACAAGCUGGAAAGUAUGAUGACAUUCUCAAUUCAGGAUCUGAUUUUAUGGUACUUGUAGGUGCACAUAAGGCAGCUUUAUCGGUUCUUGAUUCCAAACAGGCAGGACCCGUUUCCGAAAAUGAGAGUGUCAGAAACGACAAUGGUGAAAUCAACAGUACUGAUGGGAUUGUAUGGAAAGAAGGAAAUAAUGAUUCACAAACUGGUGAAGCAGAUGAGGUAGCUAAGCCACAAGCACAACUCAUUCAAGAAGAAGAGAGAGUGAGAGGUAGUGUUGGGUUUCCAAUCUAUUGGAAAUAUAUCACAACAGCAUAUCGAGGAGCUCUGGUGCCCUUUAUAUUACUGGCACAACUUCUUUUUAUGAUGCUUCAAAUCAGUAGCACCUAUUGGAUGGCAUGGGCAACUCCUGCGUCAAAGGAUGUGAAACCUGUUGUUAGUGGAUCUAGACUAUUAAUCGUCUAUGCAUCUCUGGUUAUUGGAAGUUCUUUUUGUGUCCUGGCUCGAGCCAGUCUACUUGUAACAGCAGGGUACAAAACUGCAUCUCUACUGUUCAGUAAAAUGCAUCAGUGCAUUUUUCAUGCCCCCAUGUCCUUUUUUGAUGCUACCCCUAGUGGACGAAUCCUUAACAGAGCUUCCACAGAUCAAAAUGUAGUAGAGAUGGAUAUUCCAUUCCUAGUUGGGGAACUUGCCUUCCAAGCAAUCCAGCUUCUGGGAAUAAUAGCAGUGAUUUCUCAGGUGGCGUGGCAAGUUUUUGUAGUUUCCAUUCCUGUGAUUGCUGCCUGUAUCUGGUAUCAGCAAUAUUACAUACCUUCAGCAAGAGAACUUUCACGCUUGGUUGGAGUAUGCAAUGCUCCCAUUAUCCAAAAUUUUGCAGAAACAAUUUCAGGAGCAACAACUAUCAGAAGCUUUGAUCAAGAAUCAAGAUUCCAAGAAAUAAACAUGAGACUAAUAGAUGCCUAUUCUCGGCCCAAAAUUCAUAAUUCGGCUGCAUUGCAAUGGCUUUCCAUCCGUAUGGAUAUGCUCAGUUCUGUUACGUUUGCUUUCUCUCUGUUUCUUUUAGUCUCUUUUCCCGAACGAAUCAAUCCAGCCAUUGCAGGCUUAGCUGUGGCGUAUGCGCUUGGCCUACACAUGACACAGUAUGUGUUGAUAUGGCUUUUCUGCAAUUGUGAGAACAAAAUCAUAGCAGUAGAGAGAAUUCUGCAGUACAUGUCUCUUCCUGCUGAGCCUCCUCUUGUAAUAGAAGCGACCAGGCCAGACCAUUCUUGGCCAUCACAUGGUGAAGUUGAUAUUGAUAACCUGCAGGUCCGAUAUGCCCCACACAUGCCACUUGUGCUGCGUGGUCUCACAUGCACUUUCCCAGGAGGGAUGAAAACUGGUAUUGUUGGGAGAACAGGCAGUGGUAAAUCUACUCUUAUACAGACUCUUUUCCGAAUUGUCGAACCUGCAGCUGGUCGGAUUAUGAUUGAUGGCAUUGAUAUCUCAAUGAUUGGUCUGCAUGAUUUGAGGUCAAGACUGAGCAUUAUUCCUCAGGAUCCAACCAUGUUUGAAGGGACUGUACGAAGCAAUCUGGAUCCACUAGAAGAGUAUACAGAUGAACAGAUUUGGGAGGCUCUGGAUAAGUUCCAACUUGGAGAUGAAGUUAGGAAGAAGGAAAUGAAGUUAAAUUCCACAGUUAUCGAGAAUGGAGAGAACUGGAGUAUGGGUCAGAGGCAGCUACUCUGUCUCGGGCGUGUGCUACUCAAGAAAAGUAAGGUCUUGGUCCUUGAUGAAGCUACUGCCUCAGUUGACACAGCCACUGACAGUCUUAUUCAGCAAACUGUUAGGCAGCACUUCUCUGGCUGUACGGUAAUAACCGUUGCACAUCGGAUAACGUCUGUUCUUGAUAGUGACAUGGUUUUGCUUCUAAGUAGUGGGCUCAUUGAGGAAUAUGAUUCUCCAACAAGGUUGUUAGAAAACAAGUCAUCGUCAUUCUCACAACUUGUAGCAGAGUACACAGUGAGAUCAAACACCAGUUUUGAGAAAUCAACCUAG
Messenger RNA from Dovyalis caffra, 5544 nucleotides. Lineage: Eukaryota; Viridiplantae; Streptophyta; Magnoliopsida; Malpighiales; Salicaceae. The record is from the annotation of a GenBank genome assembly.